CCCUGCGGCUCGGGAUGGAGGGUGAGUGAGUAAACAAGCCCGGGCCGGGCGGUGGGGCCGGGCCUCGGAACCUCGCCACCCGGGGCCGGAGAAAGGGAAAGGCGAAGAGGUCAGAGAAUUGGGAGGAAGCGGAGGGGCUCACUGCCUACCUGGCCGGGGAUAGCGGGGCGCCCCUCCCCGUUCCAGGGCUGGAGAAAACUGGCACACUGUUUUCCUAAGUGACAUUCCCACCAGCAGUGUAUGAAGAUUCCAGUUGCUCCACAUCUUCACCAAAAAUUGCUGAACAUUUGUUUUGCCUUUGUGUCUUGCCAUUCCUCCAAAGAACAGAAGGCAUAAUAUAAAACAUGAUACCUCUCCUUGUAUUCUAUGAGAUUACAGCAAAAUGGAUAUACCAAAUCCCCCAACUUCCAAAUGUAUCACUUACUGGAAAAGAAAAGUUAAAUCUGAGUACAUGCGACUUCGACAACUUAAACGGCUACAGGCAAAUAUGGGUGCAAAGGCUCUGUAUGUAGCAAAUUUUGCAAAGGUUCAAGAAAAAACCCAGAUCCUCAAUGAAGAAUGGAAGAAACUUCGUGUCCAACCUGUACAGUUGAUGAAGCCUGUGAGUGGGCAUCCUUUUCUCAAAAAGUGUACCAUAGAAAGCAUUUUCCCGGGAUUUUCAAGCCAACAUAUGUUAAUGAGGUCUCUGAACACAGUUGCUUUGGUUCCUAUCAUGUAUUCCUGGUCCCCUCUCCAGCAAAACUUUAUGGUGGAAGAUGAGACGGUUUUGUGCAAUAUUCCCUACAUGGGAGAUGAGGUGAAAGAAGAAGAUGAGACUUUCAUUGAGGAGCUGAUCAAUAAUUACGAUGGGAAAGUCCACGGUGAAGAAGAGAUGAUCCCUGGAUCUGUCCUGAUUAGUGAUGCUGUUUUCCUGGAGUUGGUAGAUGCUCUGAAUCAAUACUCAGAUGAGGAAGAGGAAGGGCACAAUGACACCUCAGAUGGAAAGCAAGGUGACAGCAAAGAAGAUCUGCCAGUAACAAGAAAGAGAAAACGACAUGCUAUUGAAGGCAACAAAAAGAGUUCCAAGAAACAGUUCCCAAAUGAUAUGAUCUUCAGUGCAAUUGCCUCGAUGUUCCCUGAGAAUGGUGUCCCAGAUGACAUGAAGGAGAGGUAUCGAGAGCUAACAGAGAUGUCAGACCCCAACGCACUUCCCCCUCAGUGCACACCCAACAUUGAUGGCCCCAAUGCCAAGUCUGUGCAGCGGGAACAGUCCCUGCACUCCUUCCACACACUUUUUUGCCGGCGCUGCUUCAAAUAUGACUGCUUCCUCCACCCUUUUCAUGCCACUCCUAAUGUAUAUAAACGCAAGAACAAAGAAAUCAAGAUUGAACCAGAACCCUGUGGUACAGACUGCUUCCUUUUGCUGGAAGGAGCAAAGGAGUAUGCCAUGCUCCACAACCCUCGCUCCAAGUGCUCUGGUCGUCGCCGGCGUAGACACCACAUGGUCAGUGCUUCCUGUUCCAACACUUCAGCCUCUGCUGUGUCUGAGACUAAAGAAGGAGACAGUGACAGGGACACAGGCAAUGACUGGGCAUCCAGUUCUUCAGAGGCCAACUCUCGUUGUCAGACACCCACAAAACAGAAGGCCAGUCCAGCCCCACCUCAGCUCUGUGUAGUGGAAGCACCCUCGGAGCCUGUGGAAUGGACUGGGGCUGAAGAAUCUCUUUUUCGAGUCUUUCAUGGCACCUACUUCAACAACUUCUGUUCAAUAGCCAGACUUCUGGGGACGAAGACGUGCAAGCAGGUCUUUCAGUUUGCAGUCAAAGAAUCACUUAUCUUGAAGCUGCCAACAGAUGAGCUCAUGAACCCCUCACAGAAGAAGAAAAGAAAACACAGGUUGUGGGCUGCACAUUGUCGGAAAAUUCAACUGAAGAAAGAUAACUCUUCCACACAAGUGUACAACUACCAACCUUGCGACCAUCCAGACCGCCCCUGUGACAGCACCUGCCCCUGCAUCAUGACUCAGAAUUUCUGUGAGAAGUUCUGCCAGUGCAACCCAGACUGUCAGAAUCGUUUUCCUGGCUGUCGCUGUAAGACCCAGUGCAAUACCAAGCAGUGUCCUUGCUAUCUGGCAGUGCGGGAGUGUGACCCUGACCUGUGUCUCACCUGUGGGGCCUCAGAGCACUGGGACUGCAAGGUGGUCUCCUGUAAAAACUGCAGCAUUCAGCGUGGACUCAAGAAGCACCUGUUGCUGGCCCCUUCAGAUGUGGCCGGAUGGGGCACCUUCAUUAAGGAGUCUGUGCAGAAGAACGAAUUCAUUUCUGAAUAUUGUGGUGAGCUCAUCUCUCAGGAUGAGGCUGAUCGGCGAGGAAAGGUUUAUGACAAAUACAUGUCCAGCUUCCUCUUCAACCUCAACAAUGAUUUUGUAGUGGAUGCUACCCGGAAAGGAAACAAAAUUAGAUUUGCAAACCAUUCAGUGAACCCCAACUGUUAUGCUAAAGUGGUCAUGGUGAAUGGGGACCAUCGAAUCGGGAUCUUUGCCAAGAGGGCGAUUCAAGCUGGUGAAGAGCUCUUCUUUGAUUACAGGUACAGCCAAGCUGAUGCCCUCAAGUACGUGGGGAUUGAGAGGGAGACCGAUGUCCUUUAGCCCUCCCGGGCCCCACACCAGCGCUUAUGGUAGCGGCACUGUCUUUGCUUCCAUGCACACACCACUGCUGCUCAAGUUUCCUGCACUAUGUGUCUCCCACCCCGAGAAACCCCCCACCCACUUCCUCUGUAGUGAGGCCUCAGCUAUGUCCAGUGGGUACAAAACUGUCUCAGUGAGAGGGGAGACAGGGGCAGCUAGGGAUUGGGCUUCCAGGAGAGAGAGUUGCAGAAGUGGGAGACUGCACCUCAGGCCUCAGAGGAGGAGAGCACAGGCUCGGGGUGGGUGAUUUAUGUUUAUUUUCUUUUCAGCUACUUAGGCUGUGGGCCUCAGGAAUCAAUUGGACAGUUCCUAACAAGCAUUAGCCUAUAAUUCUAACUUUCUAAAUCAAGGGUCCUUAUGUAAUUGGGUUGCCAGCAUAUCUGUCUGUGAUCCUAAGACCUGGGGAGAACAGGCUAAGUGCAGUUCAGUACCUGGAACUUAGGAGUGGUCUGGGUUAAAGGCAAGGCUGAUGGGCAGCACAGACUGAAUUCAGAGGGGAGAUAGGUCACCUUACUACCUCUUCUCUCCUGCAGAGUUCAGACUGAAAGAGUGUGGCCUCUAAGUAUAGCUAUUCAAUGCUAGGGGAAGGAAAACUAAGUGCCAUCCUGCCAUAGACAGAGAGUGAGAGCCAGCCUAAUGGUAGUAGUUGAACUGAUAAGCCUGGGCCCAGCAGGCUUUGAGAAACCUUCUCUCUGCUCUGGAGAUGGAUGGAUAAGUUUUCAGAUUCCAGGAGCAGGUGCCAGUGCCCUGUCAACUUCUUCCAAAGCCGGCUUAACGACUGCAGGCAGGCAUUAUGCUGCUGCAGAAGAAAUGGGGUGUGCCAGGCUGGGUGUGAACAUUCUGGUUCCCUGGAUAUCUAGUUGUUUUUCAGGCCUUUCAUCCCCCUUAGAGGCUAGGCCCGUGGGGCCACGUUUCUUCUCUCUUCCAGGUAUUGGGUAUUUGCCUGGACUAAAGAAGGGGAAGGUCAGUGUGACUUUCUUGUCUAAAGCACCUGCUGUUGGGGAGGGACAAUUGACAGUUUGGAGGCGAGGGACUGCCACAUUGCACAUGUGUAGGAUGGCAUCAUGCGUGCAGUGCAGAUGGGCAGAGGGUAUUUGAAGUGUCCAGAAGAAGAUGGUCCACCACCUGUGCUAGUCCAUGGUGCCAUUCUCUCUGGGAUUCGUGCAGAGCAAAGCACUUUAUUUCUUUUAGAAGGUCUGUGGAUUGAGGUGGAGUUUGAGCCAAGAUCUCUGGGGUCCGUGCCCAAAUCCCAUUUUAAGGGAGGGGGAAAGAGGGGAACAGGUGAAGAUUCUCUCUCAGUUCUGUCUCUCCUGCUGAAGCAGAAGGAGCUACCUUGACACAUAAGAACUGAAGGAGAGUGGGGCCAACUCUAAGAGCUGCCCCAGUGUCUGUGGCUGGUGUGCUGAGCUAGCAGGGAAUAAGGAGCACUGUGCAACGUAAAAGGAUGUGGGCAGGUACAGACUGACCUAGAGAGUAUCAGAAUAGGGAGCAGGCUUCUCCCUUCUCCCUAGAGAAUCAGAUCCUCUCUUCUCCAGUCUAUGCUGACCACUCCCUUCUUCCAACCCCGCUGGCCAUCCCAUGAAGCAGGGAGUGGGGUUCUUCUGGUCGAGCUGUUGCCUAGGGAUUUUGCACACACACACUCACGUUCUUGCACUCACCACACUUGUGGGCACGCAUGCACUCAGCACUGAGCACAGCCCCAGCCAGCUUCUGACAGAAGCCUCUUCCCACCUGAUUGGGCCAGCCCCCACUGUGAUUCUGAAACCUACAUCUGCUUGGGUUUAUAUUCACUGGGGACACCCUCUAGCUGGACUGCAGGCUCUGAAUUACUCAUAAAUUAUAUGGAAAAACCAGAGACAGGCAAAGAAGGAGUUAGGUCUGUCUGAAGUGCCAGGGGCUGGCUAUGAGGACUAGGUUGGGAGAAAAUUACAUCAAGCCUUUGAGAGGCUAGAUUGACCCCACCCUUCUGUCAGUGUACAGAAUCACUGUGGUCUAUCCCCUUCUUCCCCAGUUUCAGACCACUAAUACUCCUGUUCCUGCAGCAUUCCCAUUCUUUUUCCCUGCUAACCCCCACCUUUAAUGACGGGUCUCAACCCCUCCCCCCCCAGACAUGUAAUAAUGGAUGGAACACAAGGUGGUGGGGACCCAGGGGAGGCUGGUAUGUGUGCAGCUUUACUGCCAGUGAAUUUCACGCACUUUAAAGUCCUGUGGCUUGUGACUUCUUAUCUGAAUAAAGUGGUAGAGUUCAUUUUG
Molecule: messenger RNA, 4918 nt
Organism: Manis pentadactyla (Chinese pangolin)
Lineage: Eukaryota; Metazoa; Chordata; Mammalia; Pholidota; Manidae
Gene: EZH1
Product: enhancer of zeste 1 polycomb repressive complex 2 subunit
Exons: 22
Coding region: 383-2626 (747 amino acids)
Biological process (GO): chromatin remodeling
Molecular function (GO): protein binding; histone H3K27 methyltransferase activity
Source: RefSeq, a predicted model, not a curated record